AUGUUGGAGAAUAAUAGUGAUAUAUUAAGUAAUACAACGAUUCCUCUAAUUACAUAUGUACCAAGAAAUAAUCCUAUAACAUAUUAUUUUGUGCCUAUUUAUGCAAUACUUUUUUGUACGGGAACAUUUGGUAAUGGUUUAGUUUUUAUUAGUAUUAUACGUUCAUCACGUCUUCGUACAGUUACCAAUACUUAUUUAUUUCAUAUAGCUAUAGCGGAUUUUCUGCUUCUUUUAAGUAUCCCAUUUCUUAUUGUAACAAUACUUGCAAAUGGAUGGAUAUUUGGAAAUGUAUUAUGUAAAAUGUAUUAUAAUUUUAUACAUAUAAAUCAAUAUGUUAGUUCAUUAUUAUUGGCUGCUUUAUCAUUUGAUCGAUAUUUAGCUGUUUGUCAUCCAGUUCGUGCAAUUGAAUUUCGAACAAGAACUAAAUCGGCAUUAAUUAUAGCAGGAUGUUGGCUUAUCUCUGUUCUUUUUCUUUGUCCAACAUGGGUAUUCGCAACUGUCACUUCCGAGCGACACAUCGUUUGGUUUGGAUAUCGAGUACAGAAAUGUGUUAUCGAUUUUCCGGCUAUAAUAUUUACAAUUCCUCCAGAAAUUGUAUUUACUUAUUAUGGAUUUUUACUUGGCUUUCUUUUUCCAGUAUCAAUGAUAACAACAUUUUAUGUUCUUGUUCUUAUACGUCUUCAUCAGAUACGUCGAAAACAUCAAUCAGAAUUUAAGCAACGUUCGCACAGGAAAGUAACACGUGUUGUUUUAGCUGUUAUAACAGCUUAUUUUAUUUGUUGGGUACCCUAUUGGUUUUUACAAAUCUUUAUAACAAUUGAUCCAUUAAUUCAUUCAUUACGUUUACAUUUUUCUAUUUUGCCAGCAAAUACAAAUAUGCGUUUUCUUAAAGAAUUAACACAUUUGACAACAAUAAUUGGUUACGCAAAUAAUUGCCUGAAUCCAGUCUUAUAUGUUUUUCUAUCUGAUACAUUUCGUGAAGAAUAUUUAAUAGUUCUUAAUUGUUUUCAAUCGACUAGAACAACUCGUAGCAAUAAUAUAAAUCACGGACUUAUUCAACGACCAGAAAAGAAAUCAAAAGUAAAUUACCGGAAGCCAAGCACAAUAGAAAAACGUCGUGAAAUAGCAAUGAAAAAAGUCAAACAUAGUAUUUUUAUUGAUGAUAUGCCUGCAGAAUAUCGUUCAUUUGCAUUUGGUCGUCGUCGCUCGAAUGAUCAAAAACGACCCUCGACUUCAUCAAUGCCACAACCAACUAGCGAAUAUGAUGAUACACCAUCAUCUCGUAAAGCAUCUACAAGUCGACCAGCAUUUUUAAAUAAUAAAUCAAGUAGUUCCCCAACUAUGAGAUUAACACUCAAUACACCGACGAAUUCUGCUCAAGUAACAACAUCAAUCAGUGAUGACGGUGGUGUUUAUUGUGGUAGUUAG
This is a messenger RNA of Adineta steineri, 1428 nucleotides long. The record is from the annotation of a GenBank genome assembly. NCBI's taxonomy places the organism in Eukaryota, Metazoa, Rotifera, Eurotatoria, Adinetida, Adinetidae.